Harmonia axyridis is the source of this 776-nucleotide messenger RNA. RefSeq names its product 26S proteasome non-ATPase regulatory subunit 10-like. The transcript has 3 exons. Gene Ontology annotation, molecular function: protein binding. Lineage: Eukaryota; Metazoa; Arthropoda; Insecta; Coleoptera; Coccinellidae. The coding region runs from base 99 to 764 and encodes 221 amino acids. The record is from RefSeq and is a predicted model, not a curated record.
AAUCUGUGGUUGCUUUGGCAAAAUGAAUAGUUGUCAAAUCAUUGUUUGAAUUUUGAAAAGAAUUUUUGAGAAAUACUUCUAUUCGCAUCAAUAUAGUUAUGUCUCAACAAACUUCCAUUUUUGAGUCAGCUCAUAAGGGUGACUUUGAUGUUGUCAGAAAUAAGUUGGAGGAGGAUCCAACUUUAUUAAAUAAGCAAGAUGAGAAUAAAAGAAUACUUCUCCAUUGGGCUUGUGUUGGAGGAAAUGUGAAAUUAGUAACACAUCUAAUUGAAUUGGGAUCUCCAGUUGAUGCCUUAGAUGAUACUGAUAACUCACCACUUAUUCUUUCCAGUUCAGCAGGGCAUUAUGAAGUGGUUUGUCUACUUAUAAAAAACCGAUGUAAUGUAAAUCAAAAAACUUCUGGUGGUCAUUCAGCUCUUCAAUAUGCAGCUUCUAAAGGAUGGCUCGAGAUUUGCAGAAAACUACUUGAAAACCAAGCAGACAUAAAUAUUGCAGAUGUCAGAAGUGCAACGCCUUUACACAGGGCUGCUUCAAAAGGAAACACAAACAUAGUUGAAUUUUUACUUACCUUUGAGGAUCUUGAUGUUGAUCCGAGAGAUUCAUAUGGUAAUACACCUUUGCAUUUAGCAUGCGAAGAAGACAGACAGAGAGAAGCCAAGUUAUUAGUAGAUCAUGGGGCAAGCUUGGAUGUUAGAAAUGCAGAGAAAAAAACUCCUCUUGACUUUUGUUCAAGAGCAUUGUUUAGAUUACUAACAAAUAAAUGAGGUUUCAAAUAA